Molecule: messenger RNA, 966 nt
Organism: Saitoella complicata NRRL Y-17804
Lineage: Eukaryota; Fungi; Ascomycota; Saitoellomycetes; Saitoellales; Saitoellaceae
Product: ribosomal protein L13
Exons: 2
Coding region: 192-686 (164 amino acids)
Biological process (GO): translation; negative regulation of translation
Cellular component (GO): mitochondrial large ribosomal subunit; ribosome
Molecular function (GO): mRNA binding; structural constituent of ribosome
Source: RefSeq, a predicted model, not a curated record
CGGAUAUCGAAACGAUUCUUGCCCAGUUUUUUACAAACAAGCAUCCUGUAUUGUAGUGAAAUUAGAAACACAGUUCUUCAUACGGCGGUAGCAGCUGCAGCUUUCAGGCACAAAUGCACCAACUGGAAUUAUUGGGUGCGACGGCGGAACGGCUGUAAAGUGGGCAGACAGCAAGGCAGCAAACAGAAGUCAUGUCGCAGAAGAUCGGAAGGACCGCGCUCGCCUACGCCAGAACCUGGCAUCAUGUUGACGCUACAAACCGUGUUCUCGGACGUCUCGCUACCAGCAUCGCAAUAACCCUUAUGGGCAAGCACAAGCCGAUUUUCGACCAAUCAGCAGAUUGUGGUGAUUACGUCGUCGUCACCAACGCUGAUCAGUUUAUCGUUACUGGGCGCAAGAAGGAGCUCAAGGUUUACCGUCACCAUACUACACGACCCGGAUCCCUUCACGAAAUCACUAUGCAGAGGCUGAUGGAGAGGAAAGGAGGUGCAGAAAUUAUCAAGAAAGCUGUCAGUCGUAUGCUACCAAAGAACAGACUGAGAGAACCGCGGUUGGCCAGACUGAAGUGUUUUGAGGGCGAAAAGCAUCCCUAUAAGGACAACAUUCUGCAACUGAAUUCACUACCAAGUGGUCCGGUGUCGGAGGCAAUUGCAAAAGCAAAGGAGGAGAAGGAAGCACAGUCAUGAUAAAGAGGGACAGAUGGACGAGGGGCAGGAUUCUGGCGAGAUGAAAUGCCGUGGCAUUACAAGUAAAGUAUCUUGUGGGGAAUCUAUUUGCAUAACUCACCUCCGUUCAGAAGCUCUAAGAUUUUCCAAAACCCGCUUCAAGCUCAUGCUCUUGUUUCUUUCCAAGGAGCUCAAGCUAAUUGUAGAGCUGUUUGCCAGUUGCUUCUCCAACAUGGUUAUCGCAUUCUGUGGCUUCAACCGUGAAUAAGACUUCAUUCUCGUUGUUGUGUUGAGGUAUUCU